Molecule: messenger RNA, 1531 nt
Organism: Salvia hispanica
Lineage: Eukaryota; Viridiplantae; Streptophyta; Magnoliopsida; Lamiales; Lamiaceae
Source: RefSeq, a predicted model, not a curated record
AUGCAGAGGAAGAAAAGAAAAGAAACACAAACACACACCGCCAUUUUUGCUCUUCCUCCUUCUCCUUCUUACUUCCCCCAAAUUCCUCUCAGUUCAACGAAUUCCAGCCCUAAUUCCACAAAUUAUCUCUCUCUAACUCUCUCCAUUGAGUUUUGCAGAUUCAAUUUUGGCUGCGGAGGAGCUCGAGCUGUUGCUGCAAGUAUGAGAUCGAUUGUGGCGAAUCUGUGGCGGAAAUUCUUCCCCGAGAAGGUCGACCAGUUCGAUCGGCUGCCGGACGAGAUCAUCCUCUCGAUCUUCAAGCGAAUCGGAGACGCCACAGCGCUGGGGCGAUGCUGCGCCGUUUCGCGGCGGUUCCACUCCAUCGCUCCUCAAGUGGACGACGUCGUUGUCCACGUCGGCUCCAUAACCUUAGAGGAGGAAGACCGUGAGCUUGCUUCGUCGCACCACCCGAUCGCCUCCUUCUUCCGCAUUCUCUUCAAUCCCCUGCUGUCGCUGGCUCAGCUCAUCAUCCCCUCGGCGUGCCUGCUUCCGCUUUUGAAGGAUGACGAUGAUGACGAUGAUGAUAAUGAUGAUGAUGAUGAUGAUGAUGAGUAUGAGUAUGAUGAUGAGACGGUCAGUCUCUGGUCUAUGAAGAAUGUUAUGAAGAAUUUCACCGAAAUCAAGCGGCUGUGGAUCGAGCUCUCCGCAGGGGAGGUCGCGAUAAACGACGGCGUUUUGCUGAAAUUGAAGGCGGAAUACAGCUCCACGCUCGAAAGCUGCGUGAUCCUCGCCGCUUCAAGCGUCGCAGACAGAAGCUGCAGCUGCGAUGAUGCUGAAUUGGACGACGACGAUCUCGACAGCUUACACGAGUCAUUCUACAGCGAACAAGGCCUGGAGCAGCGCGUUACGUGGAUCGCGAACUCGCUAAUCGCAACCUCAACCAGGCACCACCUCCUGCACCCGAUGAUCGCGGAGCACAAAACGCUGGAAACUCUGGUUUUAACGGAUGCGGACGGGCAGGGGCUUCUGACCAUGGACAGGGAGCAGCUGGAGGAGAUGAGGGCGAGGCCUUUUACUAGUGCGCCGUUGUCGUCGACGAGGAUUGCUGUUCCGUCUCUGGAGGUGCAGCUGUGGUACGCUCCUCGCCUCGAGAUGCCCGAGGGGGUGGUGCUGAAGGGCGCGACUCUGAUCGCGAUCAGGCCGAGGGAGAGGGAGAUGCCGGUGGGGCCGCUGCUGAGCUGGGCGGAAGAGGAGGGGAAUUGGAUUGUGUCGGCGUUCGAGGGGCCGUAUGGGGAUCCUGCGAGGGUGAUGGCGAAGGAGAGGAGGAUAUACGGCCUUAAUAUAAAUGCUUUCUGAAGAAGGGGCUUGUUGAGGGUGAAGACACCAUUGUUUUAGGUAGUUUCAUUUUUGAAGUGGUUGAAGAAUUGUUCUCUGUUUUCUGUUGCUUUUUACAUUCCAAUAUGGAGUAGUUUUUUGUUUUUGUUAGUUUAUUGUUGUAUGACAUUUGCUUGGUUACUAAGUUCUCAUUCCAAUUGCAUAUGGUUUCGCCGGA